CACAAACUGCCAGAGACAUAGAGAGAGAGGGAGAGAGCGAAAGACACAGCGGCGAUACAAGUGGAGCACACACACGCCAACACAUUGCCAACCGAAGUCCAAACGGGAGAGCAAGGCCUUGCAAUUGGCUACGGGCCCAGCGUCCGUUCAGUGUGUCAGUCAGUCUUGUCUUCGCGGUUGCAACGCGAGGGUCGCUCAAGCUCAGAAGAAGCGACAAAAGAAUCCGGGAACCCAAAGAAGAAAAAGAAAAAAAAAACAUAACAACGCAAACGCGAAUAUCGGGCGUAAAUUAAAUAAUAAGAUUGCAAUCAUCCAAGCGCUUAGCAUCGCCCAUUGCCAACAAAAUGCCCAUCCAGAGACGGUUACUAAGGGCUGUUCUGCUAGCACUGGCGCUGGCUAUGCUUAUGAAGGGUCAACAAGUGAACGCCUCUUUGGCGUCCAUGCAACAUCGUCAGCGGAUGCAUAUUCAGCGAGAUAGCAUCGAUAUCAAGGACAAGAUUAUCGAAUUGCAAUGCCUGGCCCGAUGCGAGACCGAAGUAUCAACACAGACCCAGCAUCAGCGUUGUCUGGAUCACUGUAUACGAGAGCUUCCGCGGACACCGCGUCGUGGUAGCUGCCCUCAGCUGGGAAGGCAAACGCGACUCCUGUCAUGCCUGGACAAUUGCCAAUACGAUCAUGACUGUGCCGAGGUGCAAAAGUGUUGCUCCUCUGGAUGUGGUCCUGUAUGCGUUGAGCCACUCGGCGUUCGCAACGACACACAAUUGCCACCUAUACCCAAAAUAUCUAGUCUAAGGCCAGGCAGCCAUAAAGUCGAAUUAACCAUAGAGUCAUCACCAUUGGUCUAUUACUUCCAUGUCGAGGUUUGCUCUCAUAUUGGACGUCUCUUUGCUACCCGCAAACUAGGCCUUUGGCAGUGGCAAAAGGUUCAAAAAAUUUACGAGUCACAAGAUGGACACAGAAAAUGGACAAAAAUCACCUUCAAUUUGCGACCAGGUCGCUGGUAUCAGGUGAGAGUGGCAGCAGUUAACGCUUUUGGCUAUCGUGGUUACUCCCAGCCAACAAGUGCAUUUCCCUCUGCAAGCACAGAUCCUAAGCCUCCAAAGGCACCCAACGAUUCAAAAAUUAUCUCGAAACAAUACGACGGACGUUAUAUGAAUGUAAAACUGGUCUGGUGUCCAUCCAGAUCGAAUUUACCCGUAGAGAAAUACAAGAUCAUGUGGUCCUUAUAUGUAAAGAGUCAGGAGGGCUCUUUGAUUCGUGAAGUCGCCUAUGUAAAAGAUUCCCAUCAGUUCGAUAUUAAGAAUUUGUUACCCAACUCUUCAUACUACAUUCAAGUGCAGGCUAUAUGCUUUAGUGGCUCAAGACGUCUUAAAUCGGAUAAAAAGGAUCUUUUCUUUAACACAACAUUACAAUCCUUGGAGCCAUAUUCCCAACUGGAAUGUUCCACUCAGAGUUAUAAACGCUUAUAUCAUCAGCAUACAACAUCGGAAAGAAGUUCCACACCAGCCAUCAUUUUCAAUGAAGUGACUCCUGUACAGAGUUUAAGCCCAUUGGCGAUAUCUAGUCCCGCCUCUUAUGAAGUGCGUUUCCGUCUAAACCGGAAAUUUGGCAUGAUUGUGCAAAUUUUCGGCUUUCAGCCACACAAGGAGAAGGUCUAUGAACUGUGCCCCCAAGAAACGAAUUGCGAGCAGCGCGAGUUUAGCGCAAUUCGCGCCAAAAAAGAUUCACUGGAGUUUAGCAAAUUAAAAUAUAAUACAACAUAUGUGCUAAAAGCAUUACGCUCCAGUCCCAAUUCUAUUUUGGAUGAUACUAGAAAUGCCUUUACUUUUACCACACCAAAAUGUGAGAACUUUCGCAAGAGUUUUCCGAAAGUGCAAAUUAAAUGCAAUGACUAAUUUCCAUCCAUGAGCAAAACAUACACACACACACAAUGGUUUCGAAUACUAUACAUACAGACCAUGAGAUUAUUCUAGAUUGUAAAUAACGUUUUUUUAAUAUUUUGUUAGAUUUAAGAACAAACCCAACAAGUUGAACGAAAAAAAAA
This is a messenger RNA of Drosophila willistoni, 2044 nucleotides long. It is a transcript of the gene Kal1, whose product is annotated as anosmin-1. The coding region runs from base 345 to 1895 and encodes 516 amino acids. Gene Ontology annotation, cellular component: extracellular region; cell surface. The transcript is spliced from 7 exons. The record is from RefSeq and is a predicted model, not a curated record. Gene Ontology annotation, biological process: neuron differentiation. Lineage: Eukaryota; Metazoa; Arthropoda; Insecta; Diptera; Drosophilidae. Gene Ontology annotation, molecular function: protein binding; peptidase inhibitor activity.